GAGACCUGCCUCGACAGCUGCGCCGGAAAGCUGGUCCACUCCAACCACCGCCUGAUGAGCGCCUACGUGGCGCUGAUGCCCUCCAUCAUGCAGCGCCGCGUCUCUGACUACGAGGCCAGCGUAGCCCAGGUGUCCCAGAACUCGGCCCAGGAGGGAUCAGUGGCAGCCACCUGUGUCAGCAUCGAGAGCCUCCUGCCAGUGGCCAGGUCUGUUCUGUGCCUGGCAGUGCUGGGGCUGGCGGGGGGCAUGGGGGGCACCAAGAAAGGAAUCACGCUGCCUGACCUUCCAGUUGAGGGAAUUCCCACCUGA
This is a messenger RNA of Cariama cristata (Red-legged seriema), 309 nucleotides long. RefSeq names its product translocase of inner mitochondrial membrane 10 homolog B (yeast) (gene TIMM10B). The record is from RefSeq and is a predicted model, not a curated record. The transcript is spliced from 2 exons. Lineage: Eukaryota; Metazoa; Chordata; Aves; Cariamiformes; Cariamidae. The annotation marks the transcript as partial.